AUCGACAUAUCUCCUCUCUCCAGACUGGUUGACUGUAAAAUCACACAUGAAUCCUGUGAGACUCUGGCCUCAGCUCUGCAGACACCAAACUCCCCCCUGAGAGAACUGGACCUCAGCUACAAUGACCUGGGAGACAGAGGAGUGGAGCUGCUCUGUGUUGGACUAACCAGUCCACUCUGCAACAUACAGACACUAGUACUGGUUGACUGUAAAAUCACACAUGAAUCCUGUGAGACUCUGACCUCUGCUCUGCAGACACCAAACUCCCCCCUGAGAGAACUGGACCUCAGCUACAAUGACCUGGGAGACAGAGGAGUGAAGCUUCUCUGUGUUGGACUAACCAGUCCACUCUGCAACAUACAGACACUAGUUCUAGGUCAGUGUGGUCUGACAGAGGGUUGCUGUUCAGAUCUGGCCUCAGUCCUGAGUUCACCCAACUCACAACUGAAACAACUGGAGCUGAGAGACAAUGACCUGCAGGACUCAGGAGUUACACUGCUGUCUGCUGGACUGGAGGAUCCAGACUGUAAACUACACACAUUGGGGCUGUCUGGCUGUCUGGUCACAGAGGAGGGCUGUGCUGCUCUGUCUUCAGCUCUGAGGUCAAACCCCUCCCACCUGAAAGAGCUGGACCUGAGCUACAAUCACCCAGGAGUCUCUGCAGGGGGACUGCUUUCAGCUGCUCUGGUGGAUCCCACAUAUAAGCUGAUGAAGCUGAAUGUGGAUCAUGGUGGAGAGUGCAGGCUGAAAUCAGGGCCGAGGAAAUAUGCCUGUAAUCUCACCCUGGACCCAAAUACAGCACACCCAAACCUGAUACUGUCUGAGGGGAACAGGAAGGUGACACAGGUGGUGGAGGACCAGCAUUAUGAAGACCAUCCAGACAGAUUGGAUCAUCCCCAAGUUCUCUGCAGAGAAGGCUUAUCUGGAGGUCGUUAUUACUGGGAGGUGGAGAGGGAUGGUGACGGGACUUUCAUUGGUGUGGCGUACAAAGGAAUGAAGAGGAAGGGAGGGAAGAUUGACCGUAGGAUUGGACUCAAUAGGAAGUCCUGGUGUUUAGUCUGCUAUGAUAGUGCUUAUAACUUUUACCAUAAUGGAGUCAUCAGAUACAGUCGACCAGAUACUUGUCCUGAUUCUGACAGAGUUGGAGUGUAUCUGGACUGGCCAGCUGGUACUUUGUCCUUCUAUAGUGUGUCCUCCUCUGGUACACUGACACACCUUCACACAGAACACACCACAUUCACUGAACCCCUCUAUCCUGGGUUUAUAAUGUACUCCUCCGACUACACCUCAUUGACCCUGUGUCCGAUAGAUGACCAACACAUUCAGAGAGACCAUGGUGGAGAGAGUUGGAUCAAACCUGGACCUGAGGACACCAGAGAGGAUUCCUCAGAGCUGUAA
Oncorhynchus mykiss (rainbow trout) is the source of this 1398-nucleotide messenger RNA. NCBI's taxonomy places the organism in Eukaryota, Metazoa, Chordata, Actinopteri, Salmoniformes, Salmonidae. The record is from RefSeq and is a predicted model, not a curated record.